CGUGAAAGGGGUGGGGCAAAUUAGGUACUACAAAGGCAAACAGGUUUGACUAGUUUUGCUUUCUUGCCAUUGCAAAUGUACACAUGUUACAUGCACACACACAACGAAUACACAACACAUUGUUUAACUGUAGUUUGUCACGUAUUUACUUCACGACAAGAGACUGAGAAGUUCCUGGAUUAUUACCCUGUCAGCCACACACACACACACACAAACACACACACAGACAGACAACAGAGACCUGCAUUACCCCAUCUCUGCUGCCUGCAGGCCUUGUUUGCCUGCAUUUAUGCAAACCAGUAACAGAAGAAAAGGGGAGCCGUUUGCUGAAAAAACUACCGUUAUGUCUGUGGACGCUCUUGGGCUUUCUCCGCGGCGCUUAGCAAAAAUGCCUGAAACAGCAGACUCCUCUCCUGGAACGCGCAAGCCGAGUGCCGUGGAGAGGCUUGAGGCUGACAAGGCAAAGUACGUUAAGAGUCAGCAAGUGGUACUGAACAAGCAGCUGCCAAUCAUCCGAAAGCCCUUAAUGCCCUCAAGCGCACAACUUCGGCCAGGUGCACCGCAACCGACCCGAAAAAUGACCCCUCACGUCAUAUCUAAACCUGAAGCCCCACCUCUUAACUUAGAACAUCUGAAUAGCCUGAUUAAUGGAGUCUGUGAUACAGCUGAGCCAUCCAAUAGAUUUCAAAGACAAAAGACUGGAAAAAGUCAAGGUUUUGCUGCAGGCAGUGCCUUUGAGCUGCCCUCCUCGACUCUGAGUGCAGCCGAAGAGUCUCUUGUCAAAUCCAGUUCAUCUCCAACAGCACAAAAGAAAAUAUCAGGAGACAGCGUGGCGGCCAAUGGGUCUUAUUCAGUAACAGUACGUCGAGUUGAUGUGAGGCCCCAGGUAAUGAUGCAGCAGAUGAGAAAGCCGUGCCGAGCACAGCUCCCUGGGCAACGCGUCCACUCGCAGCUUUUGCAGCUGCUCAGGCCAUACACUCAGACUUCCUCUCUACCGCAGCCACUUCAGCCUGUCAAAAGCCGACAUGACAUCAUGAACAUCUCCAGUCCUGUGAAAUCCCCUGUUAGCCCAGUUCAGGCUUCACCGUUCUCUGCCGAACCGUUAUCACCUGCCUUACCUUCCCCAGUUAAAUCUCCAAAAGAUCAAAACCAAGAAGUGCUUCCUACCUCAGCUCAAGAACCCCUCCCACCACCAUCUCCUGCGGUCACCCACAAGUCCUCAGUUUGCUCCAAGAAACGACGGUCACUAACACGCUCCAAAUCUGACGUAAGCGACCGCUUUUCUCGUGCUGGUGCCGAAGUCGAGCGUUUCUUUAACUACUGUGGUCUUGAACCAUCAGACUUUGAAGUGCUUACACCUGGUUCGGACAUUGCAUCUAUCUCACGCCUGCGUAGUGCUAGUGCUCCUGCCUCCGAGUGCACUGAAGGGGAGGGGGGUGAAGACGAGGAGGAAGAAGCAGCCAAAGAUGAGAAGCCCAGCUAUGGCGUUUCAGUCAUAGAAAGAAAUGCACGGGUGAUCAAGUGGCUGUAUGGAAUGCGCCAAACCAAGGACAGCACAAAAGUGGCUAAUAUUUAGCUUGUAAAACCAACGUGGCCCAAGGUUCUGUAUGUGGAGUAACAGCUUGGGUACUGGUUUUUAAAUUCAGAACACUUUGGGGGAAUAGUUUGUGAACUUCUUUUCACAGUCCUACAUCUCCGAGUCUCUGUGACUCCUGUCAACCAGCAGCAUCCACCCAAUCAGAAAUGAUGGGUGUCUCUGGUCACUUGUCAAUCAUGCUGCGUGUCAUUGCUCUGGGACGGAGACUUACUUUGGAGGAAACGCUGAAGUAUACUUAUUUGUUUAAGAGCUAGAAGCUAACAUUUGCUUUGAGCCAUUGACUGCACUUUCUAGAGUCUAUUAGUCUUUUGUUAGAUUAUUGCAGGACAUAUGAGAGAAGCUACGAGAACAAAGUCUCCAGGAUAUCAGAAUCAAGGUUCAUGCCAUGUCUGCUGCUAACUGUAGAUUAAACAUAUUCAGUUAACUACA
Messenger RNA from Tachysurus fulvidraco (yellow catfish), 2026 nucleotides. RefSeq names its product family with sequence similarity 110 member A (gene fam110a). Lineage: Eukaryota; Metazoa; Chordata; Actinopteri; Siluriformes; Bagridae. The transcript has 2 exons. The coding region runs from base 290 to 1576 and encodes 428 amino acids. The record is from RefSeq and is a predicted model, not a curated record.